CUCAACGAUACUGAGGUCGACCACGACUCACGUCGCCAACUCCUCGACAGCUUGGCAAUCAACGUCGGUGAGAAAUACCUCGACGACAUUUACAGCGACGACGGAAGCACCGACAGCGACCGUGACAUCUUCAGCGGCGAGGAACCGGGUCCCGAACACCCAACGCUGACAAUCUGGCAGCACUCGAGCGCGGACAACUGGAGGCAGCGAGGGAAGGAGACGGCGUGGCUGAAGGUGCGACAGCUCCUGAUCGAGGAAGAAGCCAAGACCACAACGCACAAGAAACCAGUCUCAAACCCCGUGAACAAUCCCCCAACACGUCGAGUACGAGUCAGCGGCUACGACAACAUCCGACUGCUGGACUCCUUAGUACGAGUUGGGAGGGAGGAAGUAUCAAUGCCCGACGUGAAGUAUCCAUCGCGAGCAUUCGUCACUGGAGUGGGGAGCAAUAAUGGAUCACAACUUCGACAAACCCAGUCAGCUCCGCCGUCCGGGAAUCAACUGUCACUGCUGGCUAUGCUGGGGCAGAUCACUCUAGCCUGCCAACGCACUGAUCUCUCUGAGCUGUGCGUUGCGCGGCUUAGGUCGCACUUGGUCUCGAUCCUUGAGAUCAUGCGGGAGGACACGGGCACUGAUACCCUCCAGAUCAAAGGGCGGUCUCGUCGGCUAUCGAGUACGCAGGGCACCAGUGAAGCGAGCGACUACGACUUCCAUUGUCGAGACAGAUUGGACGCAUCCGGGGGCAAUCGAGUCAACGCCCCCAUGUUCUCAUACCCUCGAGCAAAUGUGUCUUCCACAGUACGCAGCACUUUCAAGGCUUUCGUCUCAGCAACAGAUUUAGGCGACACGUUGGCAGCUUUCAAGGAUUUGUUGAGAGACUGCAGGCUUGAUGGGGUGAAGCUGGAGGAGCCGUGGCACCUCUACUUUCGUAUCAAGGCAGCCGUGUACAGCAAGUUGGGCUUCCGCAAGAAGCAUCUCUUCAAGUUGUUGGACGCGCGCUUUAACGUGGACGUCUACAAGCAGAAACCCGCUGCCACGAAGCGCGUUUGCAUCGUAGGAGCGGGUCCCGUGGGUUUGCGCGCAGCCGUGGAGUUGGCUUUGCUUGGUAGUCGCGUGACGGUGCUGGAGAAGCGAACCAGGUUCAGUCGGGAAAAUAUGCUCCACUUGUGGCCGUGGGUUGUUCAGGAUAUGGCGGCACUGGGGGCAAAGGUGUUGUUCCCGAAAUUCUGCAAGUCGAGGACGUACUUCCACGUGAGUACACGGCAACUGCAGCUUGUCCUGCUCAAAGUGGCGCUGCUCGUGGGGGUGGAGGUGCAUACAGCGACGGACUUUGAGGCCAUCGUCCCCCCUCAGUUGACUCCACACAACGGGUUAUCCCCCUACUCCAUUAAAACGGAGCCACACAUCGAAGAAACGGAAUUUACAGCAGUUCUGGGGGCGUCAGGGGUCAACAAUGCGCUGGCUGAGCCUGCAGGGAUUGAGCGGUUUGUCUUCUGCCAAAAGGAGUCGCUGGGGAUCGUCUGCUACUUCCCCAACCUGGAGACGCUAGAGGAGACCAAAGUCAAGGAGUUUUCGUGGACGACCGAGCUCAAGCACAAGAUGCUCAACAAGAUGCGCGAAGUGGGGAUCGAUCUGGAGAACAUCGUGUAUUUCCGCGGGGAGAUGCACUAUCUCGUGAUGACACCAAAGCGCCAUAACCUCGUGGUGCGCAGAGUCGUGAAGAAGAAUCAUCCGAACUCGAAGGACCUGGUGCGAGCGGACAACAUCAACCAGGACGCCUUUCACUUGUUCGUUAACGAUAUCGUCAACUUUGUGGGGAUUCCGAGGAAGGCCGACUUCGCGCGCGUCAGCAUCUUCGACUUCAGCUCGCUCACCCGUGCCGACAAGGCCGCAAGUAUUCUCACGUCACAUGGGAAGAAACUGUACGUCGGGUUAAUUGGCGAUUCGUUGCUCGAGCCCGUGUGGCACGAAGGAGUGGGCACCUGUCGAGGCUUCCUCGGCGCAUUGGACGCCGUGUGGAUGGUGGCGCAAAUAGGCAAAAUGCCCGAUACCCAGCUUCUAGCCGAUCGCGAAUUCACCUACCGGAUCAUGCAGCGCCUCUCAGGCCACCACCGCGACGAGAUGCAGAAGAACGUGCGCAAGUACACCGUCGACCCGAAAUCCCGCUACACGAUCGAUUUC
Phytophthora sojae is the source of this 2181-nucleotide messenger RNA. RefSeq lists its product as hypothetical. Lineage: Eukaryota; Oomycota; Peronosporomycetes; Peronosporales; Peronosporaceae. The annotation marks the transcript as partial. The transcript has 2 exons. Gene Ontology annotation, molecular function: oxidoreductase activity. The record is from RefSeq and is a predicted model, not a curated record.